This is a messenger RNA of Candidozyma auris, 1659 nucleotides long. Its product is annotated as sugar porter family MFS transporter. Gene Ontology annotation, molecular function: carbohydrate:proton symporter activity. Lineage: Eukaryota; Fungi; Ascomycota; Pichiomycetes; Serinales; Metschnikowiaceae. Gene Ontology annotation, cellular component: membrane. Gene Ontology annotation, biological process: carbohydrate transport; transmembrane transport. Bases 1 to 1659 code for a protein of 552 amino acids. The record is from RefSeq and is a predicted model, not a curated record. The transcript has a single exon.
AUGUCCGAAACCGAAUCCAAGACUUCUCAGAUUUCAGAGGAGGUACCCAAGUUUCUCAAACUACGUGGCGAAAGACUCAAUACUGCGAUCACCUCUUUAUGUGGCGUGGGUUUUUUUCUUUUCGGGUAUGAUCAGGGUGUAAUGGGAUCGCUUCUUACACUUCCCACCUUCAGAGCUCGCUUCCCUGAAAUGGAUACUGUUUCCAACGAGGAACAGAGUUAUGCUAUCUGGCAAGGGUGGGUCAUUGGCUGCUAUGCAGUGGGUUGUUUGGUAGGUGCUCUCUGUACGAUGUAUCUUGGUGAUAAGUUUGGCAGAGUCAAGAUGAUUUUCUGGGGAUGUGUUAUAAUUAUUAUUGGUGGCGUCUUACAGGCAGCAGCGAUGAAUACUGACUUUUUGAUCGUGGCUAGGGUCAUAUCUGGUGUGGGUAACGGGUUACUCACUGCCACGGUGCCUCUUUACGCUGCCGAGUGUUCGAAAGCCGCAAGCAGAGGAAAAUCGCUUUGUAUUCAUGGAUCCUUGAUUACCUUUGGAAUUGCCGUUUCAUAUUGGAUAGACUUUGCUUUUUACUUCACAGAGCAGUUUGGUGAAGUUUCAUGGAGAUUUCCCAUUGCAUUCCAACUUAUCUUCCCACUUGGAAUUGCUUGUUUUGGAACUACGUUCCCCGAGUCUCCCAGAUGGCUUAUGGGUCAAACCAGAGCUGAGGAAGCUUCCAGGGUAUUUGCCUCCUUGUACGACAAAACUCCAAAUGACCCUUUUGUGCAACGGCUAAUUGAGGACAUCUCUCAGAGUUUAGAUGCUGAAAAGAAAGCAGGUGGUAAUAAGUUCAGCGUAAAGGCACUUCUCAAACAAGGGAAGCAUAAAAACUUCCAAAGAGUCAAUUUGGCGGGCUGGUCUCAAACCAUGCAGCAGAUCUGCGGCAUCAAUUUGAUCACCUACUAUGCUGGUACCAUAUUUGAGGAGUAUAUCGGCAUGGACGCUUUAGAAUCACGUAUUUUGGCUGCCUGCAACGGUACUGAGUACUUUUUGGCGUCCCUCAUUCCUAUAUUCAUCAUUGAAAGGGUUGGAAGAAGAAAGCUAUUUAUAUUCGGUACCGCUGGCCAGUGCUUAAGUAUGUUGUUGCUUUAUGUUUGUAUGGAGGUUGCCCAUAGAGGCAAUGAUGGGGGUUCCAUUGGUGCUGCGGUCAUGUUGUUCGCCUUUAACUCCUUCUUCGGGAUGUCCCUUUUGUCGCUCACCUGGUUAUACCCACCUGAGGUAUCUUCGUUGGAGGUCAGAGCUCCCACCACUGCCAUCUCCACUGCCUGCAAUUGGGGUUUCAAUUUCAUGGUGGUGAUGAUAACUCCAAUCUGCUUCAACUCAAUAGACCAUCACACGUAUCUUAUUUUCUUUGCUAUUAACUUCCUCAUGGUGCCUGUGUUCUACUUCCUAUACCCAGAGACUAAGGGUAGGUCUUUGGAAGAGAUGGACUUGAUCUUUGCGGAGACAUCAGCCUGGAAGCCAUGGCAAUGUGUGAAGGUUGCUGCUACAAUGCCAUACUUUCACGAACGAGUCGAUACUGAAAGCAUUAAAGAGGAGAAACCUGCAAUUGAUCAUCACUCGAACAACAUGGUUUCACAUGAUGAGGAAUUGAAGGGUGACAACAAUGAUCAGCGGGAAAAAUAA